This is a messenger RNA of Microplitis mediator, 1363 nucleotides long. Its product is annotated as venom allergen 5-like. Gene Ontology annotation, cellular component: extracellular region. The record is from RefSeq and is a predicted model, not a curated record. Lineage: Eukaryota; Metazoa; Arthropoda; Insecta; Hymenoptera; Braconidae. The transcript has 3 exons. The coding region runs from base 60 to 731 and encodes 223 amino acids.
UUCAAGCGUCGGGUACACAAGCAGCUAAUUUUAGUAUCAAAACAACAUAAUUUCAUACAAUGAAAUUUUUUUUAAUUUUUUUAACCCUAGUAACUUAUAAUUAUGCUUGGAAACCCUGUUAUCCUGAAACGUGUUGGGGCAAAAAGCAUACACUGUGCGAGUAUGAUCCAUGUGUGAAGGGAGAACAAUGCAACAAAGUAUUUGUAUCUUUAGUAACAGACGAAGAACGACGUGAAAUUGUUCAAACUCACAAUAGACUACGAGCCAAAGUAGCAAAUGGACAAGAAACUCGUGGAAAUCCGGGGCCACAACCACGCGGUCGAAUUGGGCCACUUACUUGGGACAGAAGAUUGGCUUUAGCUGCUCAAACAUGGGCUAAUCAGUGUAUAUUUGGUCAUGAUACCUGUCGCGAUGUCAAACGUUUUCAGGUCGGCCAAAAUGUGGGGUAUACAGGAAACGUUACUGAAACUUAUGACAAAUUGACUGUACUUAUUGAAAAUUGGUACGAUGAAGUCCAAGACUUUUCUCGUUAUCACGUCAAAAAUUUCAAUCCAACGCCUGGUGGACCCACAAUUACUCAUUACAGUCAACUUAUAUGGGGUAAUACUACUCGUAUUGGUUGUGGUCUUGUAAGACAUUAUACAUUUGGGGAAAUGUAUAGAACUCAUUUGGUUUGUAACUAUGGAGCAAAAGGUAAUUGGAUCGGCGAACAUGUUUAUGAAACUUUUUAAUAACAUUUCAGAAAAACUAGCAGAAAAAAAUUACAAAAUCACUCUAAUUUUUUUUUUAUUCUGUAAAUGUAUGAAAGAUAGUAUUGGCUUGAUCAGUUGCGAGUACCCGCGUAGAAAAAUAUAUAUGUAAAAAUUUUAUGCCAUAUAUAUGUCACAGAAUAUUACACCAUUAUGCGCGGAAAAGAAAAAUAUAUAUUCAAUAGAUUUUGCGUAUAUGUUGAGAUAUUAGAGGCAUAUAUGUCGAUAUAUAUAUAAAUAUAUGCUCGCGCGCAAAAAAAAUAUGCCACAUAUAAUAUAUAUAUAUUUUUUGCAUACAUCUAUUUCUGUGCGGGUUAAGAAAGAGAAAAACGUGACAAAUUUUCUUUAAAAAAUGAAUAUUUAUCAAAAUGUAUUGAAAAAUGUUAUCUAAUUUUCUGUAGUUUUAUUUGAAUAAUUGAAUAUUUUAAAAAACGGAAUGUGAUUGAUAAACAUUUACUGUAAAAAUAAAAAUGUUCGUUGCGAUUACAUUUUACACGAUAAUAUUUAUAUGGUAAUCAUCAUAAAAAUAAAUGAAUGUGACAAUUUAAUUUUUCAUAAAAUUAAAUAUAAAUAUAACAAAUUCAAAAUUUGUAAUAAAAAUUAAUCAAUCAACC